Messenger RNA from Chilo suppressalis (striped riceborer), 19382 nucleotides. The record is from the annotation of a GenBank genome assembly. Lineage: Eukaryota; Metazoa; Arthropoda; Insecta; Lepidoptera; Crambidae.
UGUCAAUGACAUCGUUGCUAUGUCAACAAAAACAAGCACGUCUCAAUUAUUUUUUGCCAGAGAAUGUUUGUUGUGUUUAUUAGUUGGAGUUACCGCUAAAUAACUGUAUAACAUUCACCCAAAAUGGAUAAUUAUGUUGUUAUAUCUUUUGUUGGGGAAGGAUCCUUCGGUCGUGUUUUUAAAGCCAAACACAAAGAGUCUAAUGACACAGUUGCUUUAAAAGUGAUUCGAAAGAAAGGGCGUUCCACCAAAGACUUAAAAAAUUUGAGACAAGAAUGUGACAUUCAGAGGCAGCUAAAGCAUCCAAACAUAAUUCGCAUGAUAGACAGUUUUGAUACUGAAUCUGAAUUGGUUGUGGUUACUGAGUAUGCUGAAAAAGAACUUCAUAGUAUUUUAGCUAAAAAGGGUUGUCUCAAUGAAGACCAAGUAAAAAAAAUCACAUGGGAUUUAGUUUCCGCUCUGUACUAUUUGCAUUCACACAGAGUUUUACACAGGGAUUUGAAGCCUCAAAAUGUCUUAUUAGAUAGCACAGGCCGUGCUAAGUUAUGUGACUUUGGCUUGGCUCGAAUAAUGACAAAUUCAACACACAUACUCACUUCUAUAAAAGGAACUCCAUUGUAUAUGGCUCCAGAACUCAUUGAAGAAAAACCAUAUGAUCAUCAGGCUGAUUUGUGGUCUCUUGGUUGCAUUGUAUAUGAAUUGAUGGCAGGGCAACCUCCAUUUUGUACAAUGUCUAUUUGGCAACUCGUACGAAUGAUAAAACACAAACCGGUUCAAUGGCCUAGUUUUAUUAGUAUUGAUGCAAGGUCCUUUCUCCAGGGGUUGCUACAUAAAGAUCCUAUGAAACGAAUGAGUUGGCCUGAAAUUCUAGAACAUCAAUUUGUCAUGGGUCAUAUUCUUAUCCUCCCAGAAGAUAUCCAAAGUGAAUCACCGUUUACAAAACCAUUAACACAUAGUCAACAAGAAGCUAAACAAUUACAGAAGGACAAAAUAAACAGUAAUGCAAGGGUAAUGAAACUGAAAGGAGAAUCAUCUAAAACAGAAAACAUAGAGCAUGACUUACGUAAUGUCCAUAAAAUGCAUGCAAUGGAGUGUGUCCCAAUAUCAGAUGAUGAUAGUGUCAGAGCAACUAGUGCUUUUAGUGUAAGAGACAGCCUUAAGACAGAUGAUGAAGAUCAAUCACACCCUAUUACUGCUGCCAAUGCUAAGCUAUUAAGGCAUGAGUAUAAUAUUAUGAACAAUAUGAAUCUUGUUGUUUGUAACUUAGAAAACAAUAUGGCACAGCUAAUGGCAAUAAAUAAAAAACAGGCUGAAAAUAAUAAUAUAAAUAAAAUGGACAAAAUUGUUGAGGAAAAACAAAAUGCCGAUAAAAUAACAGAUGAAGCAAAGGAAGUAAUUGAAAGCAAUAUUAAACAAAAAGUAAAAACUGUAGACACAGCAUCACAGAGCUUAGAAAACCCUAAAAGCUCAACUAAAUGUAGCAGCGAAGUGAGUUCUGGUUUAAGUAAAAGUGUCCCACCUUCAUAUAAACAGAAAAUAUUGCAAUUUUCUAGAGACAAGCUAAGAUUUGGUAGUGGCGGUAAUAGGCUGACUAGAAGUAUUAAAAGAUCAUUUCACUUCAGCAGAAGUUGGGACAAAAACAAAAAUGAUGCUCAGAGACGCACUAGUGAGCCUGCGAUUGAAACACAAGGCAUUAUAGUAGCUGACAAUGAAAAAGGAUCUAAAGAAGCAAAAGAUGAGGAUAUUGAAAAGUGUGAAAUUAUCGAAGAAACCUCUGAUGACAAAGAAAUUGCUAACAAUGAUCGCAUAGUAAAGACUGAAGAAAUACAUGAAGUUAAAGAACCGUCGUCCAUAGAGUUGGAAGAGUGGGAAGCAUUUUUGAAUUCAAAUAUAGCUGAAGUAAUGGAUGGCGAUGUGGAAUCAUUGACGCAGCUUAACAUGGUCAGCAUGGUGAUAGGCGUAGUUGGUAGCGCCGCUAAGAGCAGUCGUGGCGCACGCGUAUGUGGCGCAGUUGCGGCCUUAUUGGCUUUGCCCGCGCUCGUUCACACGCUGCCCAGGCACACGCUACUCAACAUACAAGACGUCUACCUUGAAGCUAAAGUUGUAUUCAACUUCGUGGCAGCUAUAAAUAUCUUAAUGAGAAAUAGCAAAGAGACUGAUGACGAAGCAGAAGACAAAUUGCAAGGCGUCAGUCGAAUGAUCGAGGUGUGUUCCUGGCUGUGCGUGCGAUCGUGUCGCGGCGUCAGGCAGUUUGCGACCGCCCUCGCCACUUAUAGUGCUCACUCCGUUUUAACAAACUUACUUAUUAAUUCUUCCAAGUCUCCUCGUGUGGUGCUCAAUAUUGUCGGCCUACUCAUUACAGUUUUGCAAGAUUUACCAGAAUACGCCGAUGUCGUGGAAAAAGUUUUAUUCGAAAACGAAAAAUUCAACUUUUUAACUCUCCUAGAACAACCGAACGAUGCGCUUAGGAUGCGAGUUUGCAUACUUAUAAGUUUGUUGUGCACUUUCUCAUGUACUGCGUUCUCGGUUGCUAUGGAAACCAAGUGGAGUAAGAAAGAGAAAGAUAGACUGGAAGCUCUGCACAGUCAUUGCAAUGUUACGUUGAACAGGGCAGCUAGGUUAGCUACUAAGGAAUUGAGUAAUAUGCCAUUCUAUGUUGGUUAGUCAGCAUAAGGUUGUGUAUGGUGGCUAUGCUACAAUAGAAUACAAUUUGGUCUCUUACUCGCAUACAAUUUUCGUAACAUUUAUUCAAUGUAACAGUGAGCUCACUGUGAUUUUCAAUUUAGUAUAGGGCGAUUCAAACUUAAUGGCGGCUGUGAAGUUAGUGCAAAUCGCAGCGCAGUAAAAGAAAUGUGCGCUGAUGUCACUGAACUGAAAUCUGCACAUAGUUAUGCUCGUUGCUAACUUCACAUACGGCUACAAUUUUGAAUCGCACUGCUUAUAUAAAUUUAAUCAUUAUGAAAUACUUAUAAUGUUGUCGAUGAUGAGUUUUUUUCACAUAGUUUUAAGCAGAGACUUCUGUACUGCUCGGCGAUUAGUCGGUCAAAAUAAAUACCUCUUUUUACUCUUCUGGAGAAGUAUAUACCUUAAAGAAUACUGCUGCUCUGCAGUCCUUUAUUAAGUGAUAUUUGAUUGCUGCUACAAAACUGCUUUUUGUUGCAGCCUAAUAACACCUUUUUAUAUAUAUUUCAUAUAUUUAUUCAAGCGAAAUAAUGUAUACUAUAAAGAUGUUAGGCAAAUGUCAAAUUAUAAAUUUAAGAAUUAUUAUAUUUACACUAUAUUUAUAAAUUGUGUAUUUAUACUGUAAGUAUUAUAGUUGAAACUUCUCAGGUUUGUUCAAUAGGACUCAACCUGGUAAAACAAACGUGUUCGGUGCUAUUAUGUAUAUUUAUCAAACCAAUUUGGGUUUUUAUUAUUAGUUAGGAGUCCGACAGGACCGUAAGGUUUUUUUCGUUCUGAAAAAAAAUCUAAUAGUGUGCGCCUUGUUUAACAUUUUGUAUGUAAGGACGUGCAUUCAGGUCUCCUAAUCAGGAUUACUGAUCAGGAAACCGUAAGUGUGUGCCCAGGCUAAAAUAGACAACAGUCUCUCCUUUUCGUUAUUUACAUGAUACUAGUGAGUCUGUCAACUUUCCAAAAAUAGCAAAUACGAAUAACCAUAAAAGUCCUAGCAUGAUACUGUGUUUAUGGAAACUGGCUAGUGGAGCGCUUUCUUUAUUACACGUUGGCUUGCAAAAGACAAGAAUGGAAUGGAUCUUCGGCUGGAGUAAAGACUAAUAAUCCAGCCAAUUUCAUUGGUUCUAGCUUUUUCCCGUGACAAGAGUAUACUUAUAGUAACGAGGGACAUGAUAUUAAUAUAUUUUCUCAUAUCACUAAUUUUUAUUCGACACUAGACUUAAAAUAUCGAUACUUUAAUUCGGUAUGCAGUACUUAUAAGAUUACAGUGCAUCAGUAUCGAUGAUCAAUCGAAACUCCAGGCGCAACAAAUGUACUUCAGUUUCGAUACUUUUACUCAUUAAAUACUUUUGUUUGGAUACCGAUAUUAACAAGGCAUCGACACUUCUGGUUUCGAUAUCGUAUCCCCGAAUAGUAACUGAACUUCAUUCUCACUAUAAUAUGUAGGAGCCUUUCAAGUGAAGUUAAGUAAUUGGCUUAGUAAUCUAGUAACAUCACAAAGUUCUAUUAAAGAGUUGUUAUUUUUGAGUUGGCACCUUCGAUACAAAUCUGUGCAAAGGUGCAAUUAUACUUGUUCGUAAGCUCGUAUACGAUUGCCUAUAAAAAAAUCAGACAAACGACUAACUGUAACUGAACGGAUUCUAGUACGCUCGUAUUCGAUUUGGUUCCCCUCAAUUUCGCAUUUCACUAAACGUUCCAAUUAAAACGCUGGUGCAAGGUCGUUUGCCCAAUUUUCAGAACGAGAGUGAAAUAAUGUACAUAAUUAUUGCAUCGGGUGACCGAAGUCGAGUAAGGUCUUUCGUACACCCAAAUACGGGCUAGCGACUAAAUGUAAUUGCGCCUUAAUGAAUUCCUGUGGAGUGUGUAGAAAACUCCAACUUUUCCAAUAGUAUGGCAAUACAAUUAAUAGAUUUAAGUUUUUUUGUAAUUUUAUAUUACCAUACUUUUUUGUCAAUUAUAGGUAUAUUUAUUAAAAAAUACUCUACGGAUACGGCAAUAACAGAAAGGUUGGCAACAUUGCGCCUACAAAUUUUUUUUUUUACCGCGCACCGAACUUUUAUACUUAUAUAAACGAGUCGAAGGCCUAAUUCCUAAAUAACUAGUAUAUUAAAGUAAUAAGAUCUAUACCCCUAGCACGAACCAAUAUCGAAUUAGAAUAGUUAAAUUCGAUCUCAGUACGCGUCAAAUGUCAAGAAGCUUUUGUAUGGAAAUUUGAACAGCGCCACAUCUUUCCUCUCGCUUUUCUGCAAUUUGUGGGAGUGAUUUCGUGAAAUGGGACGGAAGUGUCUAACAGGAAGUCGAGAAAUCGCCCGCUAUUUGAUUUGAUUUUACAACAUAAUGUUUAAAUGGCUUAUUCCUUUAGCAAUAGGUUUUAUUUCACGAUUGACACACAGUUUGGUCGGGUUAGCAGUGCCCCUCUCCCCGCUUCCUAUCGACGCGACGCGAUCAUCGCGUGAACUUCAGUUAGGACAUCUAUUCAUCAUUAAUAGGUUUGAUUGCGCGUUCUAUGAUUGCGAUAGAUUUUUAAACAUUUUAGUCGCGCGAAUGCAUCGCGCGGUCGCCCAUUAGGACACCUAUUCUAGAUCAAUAUGUUUGAUCGUCGACUCGUACGAUGAUCGCAUCGCUCAUUCGCGUUAUCGCGUUGUAUUAGGACAAUGCCGAAGGCUCACUCAUUAUUUAACUAACUUUUUGACGCGUAUUGAGUUUAGUCGAAAUCCGUGCUAAAGGUACUGAUAUUAUUGAUUUCUUAUCUGAACUGACUGAAAAUAAAAAACGGGAGCUAAAAUAAAUAAUUGUAUGUGUAAAUAGCCUUAAAAAUGUUUAUAAUUAAAUUAUAUCAAAUAAUGUAACGUAUUUUGUAUUGUGUCAAAAAUCUAUAUUUUUAAUUAAAAGUCUUAAGAGAAGUUUCAAUUAUGUUCUUUUAGCUAGCUUCUUUAAGAUUAAAUUUAUAUAAAUGUAGGUGCUGUUAAUCGAAAAAAAUAUUCUACUAACAACAAACUAUCAAUUAGGUAUUGGAAAUUUUAUAAGAUACUCCAUUUUAAUUUUAUAAAUAUAAUCAGUACCUAUCCAGUUUUACGUUAGUAUUGGUGCUUAGUUAAACAAUAGCACAAUCAGAGAAAAUAUUUAUAUUUGUUUUACGUGGCGCAACAAAUUAUCCCACCGCACCUGAUGUUAAUUUUAUACUUAACAUGUGGGGUCCAGUCGCGAAAAUAGAUGAUACGGCAAAAGGUGUGCCACUCUAGCCAUCGUCAACUUGCCUUCCUGGAGGCCAUUCGCCUAACGGGAUUGCUAUGGCAAUCGCUAUCUCUUACGAUUUCGUUUUGUUACUUCUGACCGCUGAAUGUUUUCAAAUGCCCCGCACUCAUUUUUUUUUCUUUGGUAACAACAAUAUUAAAGAAAAUGAGCGUAACGUAUCUGAAAACUUUUGGCGGUCAGAAAUAACAAUAUGAAAUCGUAACCGACAGUGAUAGCCAUAGAAAUUUCGUUAGGCGUAUGACCCCCUGAAUCCAAUCGCGGAGUUUUGGAACCCUACUCACCAACAGAAUCACAACACUACCAAAAGGAAUUGUUAUUUUACUGAGGUCUUCAGUAAACUUGUUUCCCCAGACGGGCGCUCCAAUUGAGCGGCAAAUCCGCUGUGCCCUACCUGUCUUAGCGCGCGAUUAGCGGGAGAUGUAGCCUUUAUAUUACAGAUAGGGUUGCCAACCCUACUAUAUAAUAUAGAAUCCUACUGUAUUAGGGGAUCAUAUACUAUAUUUCUAGAAAAAAAAGGCGAAACUACUAUUUUUUGCUCAAAGCAGACUUGCCAGUAAAAGCUUUCUUACAAAUAAAAUCUUCAUUAUUAAGGAAAUAUAGCAGCAAAAAUAUAUAUAUUUCAAACAUAAAGUAAAUAUUUAACCACAUACUAUUUUCAAUAUUUUGCCAUCUACUAUAUUUUGUAGAGGUAACAGCUUCGAAAAUACUAUAUUUGAUAGAAAGUUGGUUACCCUAAUUACAGAAGACCACUGUAAAAUAACAGAAGUUUUUGCUAUCGUUUCUGUUGGUGAGCGAGGUUCCAGGGCUCCACAAGGCAGGAGAUUGGUUUCAGCCCAACAAGGUGAGGAUAGUCGAAGUGGCACUCUUGUUAAUAUUAUGAUCGUUUUAAUCACGCUCAAUUGUCAAAUUACUAUAGAGUUUGACAAACACGAUAAAAACGUGAUAUAAUCAUAGAGGUAUAAAAUACAGUGGGGAAGGCGGCUCUAAAAGUGUCCGUCUAGUAGAAAGAGAAAGAAGAUGAGAGACGGCUAACUAUCUCUCACUCUUGUGACGCAUGACAUCCAAUGGCAUCACAUCAAAAUAGUAAGAUGCUUACGGUUGCCAAUGCGCCGCACGAUUAGAGAGAGUAAGCUAGCAGUCUCUCAUCUGCUUUUUCUUUCUAUUAGAAGGACACUUCCACUUGUAGUAGAGUGUAUAUCUCCCCUACUCUAUUCUUAUACCUCUAUCGAUAUAAUAUAAAUUGUGGUGCUCAUGCUACGGCGACAGCUAUCUUCACGGCUGGACUUCCCUUACACUUAGACUUCAAGUGGGGUGGGAUAUUUUCAAAUGCUAGCGAGUUGCGGCUUGUAUAUAAAAAGUAGGGAUAUUUUAUGUGCCAAACUGUUAUCAUGAUGACUUCAAAAUUCUUACUCUUAAAAAUUUUAUGUCUGCAUUGACAUAUAGGUACUAACGAUGAUUUUGGAAAUGCAUGCUGCAAAUUAUACACAGUUUUUAUAUUAGGUACCUAUGUGAGAAAAUCUUAUCUUAGAAAAUCUAUUUUAAUGGUAUUACGUCUAUCUCAUUGAAAUAUUCUCCGUUGAAUGUCAAGCGUAGUUUACAAUGAAAACUAUUUUAAUAAAUUCAAGUUCGACAUUCAUCGGACCUCUAUUGCGUAGCAGGAAGAGUCAUAUUCGCAAUGCAAACGUGUAAUAUUUGCGUGGUAACGAUUGUACCAGUAAGUAGGAAUAUGACAUAAUUUGUAUCCAAUAGGCGAGUUGACUGGCCCUUAUGUAGAAUGGUUAUGUUAAUGCAAUGUUCACCUUCUGGCGGGAAGAGUUAGUGCUACAUUUAUCUAGUGCCAAUGACCACAAUGAAGGUGAACUUAUGUUGUUUUAUCUGAACUGUUUUAUAACUAGACUUUUGUUUAUACACACCUAGGAAUAUUAGAAGAAAAUUUAACAAAAAAAUAUAUUUAAUUCGGCCCAGGCAUCAUGCAAGAUUUGAUCCAGCGCCUUUCGCUAUUCGGCGAAUGCGCUAACAUCUAAAAUACUAAGAAAACAAUGGAUAUAUCGAAUUUAUCCUGGUACCUUAAGCUGCAAUACAGCGCAACUUUUACAUUGCAGGCAACUACAAAAUUAAAUGAGAUAGGAUACUUUCAAAAGUAUCGAACAAUCUUAAAAAAGAAAUAGCGAUGAAGUUUUUAUUUUAGUAUCUUGUUAAGCAUUAAACUGCUUGAUUUUUAUAUCUAUGGAAAAUUUUACAAAAAUCAAAGAUUAUAUAACUGACUAUUGAUCAUUCUGUGUUAAAGUAAUAUAAAAAGAGACUAAAAGUAAAGUAAAAAUCUUAUUCCCGUCUCUUGCACACAUUAUGAGUGUAAGAAGGAUGGUGAUAAAAUGGAUUGCAUUGAUACUUAUAAAAAUAAAAGACUCAUUAGACAGUAUCCAUAAAACCGUCUUCGAAUUUCGUCCCAUUCAAGUAUUUUUUCUCUAUGUACUUUGGUAUUACUGCUUUUUUGGUGUACCAAAAUAUUGCCUGUUUAUAUCAUAAAUAGCAAGCAAGUGAUAUCACCUUAAUUGUUUGAUACUUUUAAUCUUAGCUAUAGAAUAUGUUUUUUGUCUGAUGAAUUUAUGUACCUAUAAGUAUUAAAAUGUUGGGAAAUAAAUAAAUAAUAAAUAAAUAUUACUAACAUUCACACCAAUUAGCCUAGCCCAAAAGUAAGCACUGUAAGGCUUGUGUUACGGGAUACUAGGGUAACGGAUAGAAUACAUUAUUACGGAUAGAUACAUAGGUACCUAUAUAUAUAUAUUUAUCUAGAAAUACAUAUAGCCAUUAAAUACCACUCAUUAAAUAAAACACUCUUUUAUCGGAUUUAAAAUGUUUUCUUACAUACUCUUAUACAUCUCUACGUUUCGCAUAUUUUUCUCAUUUCUCCUCCUUCUUUGAAACGAAGAGACAUUUAUUCAUUGAAAUUGUUGAUAAAAUAGAAUAAGUAAAAUUAUUGUUAUCGAAUGAUGCUAAAUUAUUUUUAACAAUUUUAUGAAAGUACUCACAUUAUUAGUAUCGAAAGGAUCAAGUACCUGCACAAUGCACAAACGUAGGUUAAACGUAGAUUUAAAAUCAAUUAAAAACUUACUAAAAUUGCAAUUAUUUUAUAUUUUUACUAAAUGUAACAAAACAAAUCUUAUUAAUCAUACAAAAAACUUAUGGCAACAAACCACCAGAGAACUGACAAACUUGCAACUCGUUUUUACCUUUAUCCAUAGGAAUUAAAGUAAAAAGCCUCGAUUAGUUUUUUUUAUUGUAAUUAAUUACUUGAUCCCUAGACACUUUUGAUGAGUGUUUUCAUUUAUUACUACUUAUUUAAUAAGUUGGUGUUUGGGCCUCAGCUAUCUGAGGCCCAAACACCAACUUUGGCAGAUAUGUAAAUUUUAAUUAUAUGAAACUGUAUUUUUUGGAAGGAGCCAGUUUGUUCUUACGGCCGGUAGAGGCGCUGCUUAGAUUUAGUAGAAACUGACGAUGCCAUUACGGGAUUGUUACCAUGUACAUGAUGUUGUAUUUCGGCACUGUUGUAAGAGUCAUGAUCACGGAGUAACACCGUGAACAGAAGUUACUCCGUGAUCAUGGCGCUUGCAACAGUGCCGGAAUAUCGGAAACUCUACAUGGUAACAAUCCCGUACUUAUAUUACAACUUAUAUUACUAUAUUUGUGUUUUAAGUUGAUUAUUGUGGCUAAAUCAAUUUUUGUAUCAUUUAUUUCAACAAUAUGUAAAAUGACACUGACGAGAGUAGGUAUGGGUACUUAUAAAAGGUACUUGUAUUAGUAAAGGAGAUUGCUCAGCUUCCAUACAUGUUUGGCCUAAAGACCAAUAAUCAUGAAAAAUUGUUUCCUAGAUUCGAAAUUAUAUAUAAAUUACUGAGAAACGAAUAUUAUUGACGGACACCCCUGAGAACUUCUAGAAACCAUAUACACUGAACGAUUUUGAGGUUAUGUUUACAAAUAGGUACAUCGGUAUUAAAAUAGUAAAAAAUAAAUAAGUUAUAUAGUAAACUAGGGAAAUCAAGUCAAGUAACGAAAUUAUGUAUUACAUUCAGGUAUAUAGAGCUUGUAGAUUAUCAGAGAGUUGCCAGUUUUUAAAGUUAACGCACAAAAGUAACUUUUAAAAUCAGGUAUCAUCUAUGCAUUUCCGGUUAUAAUAAUAACUUAUCUCUGUGACAGAAACUGUGUGAUGAUUGUGAAUGAGCUACAGAUUAGAGAGAAUUUUCAAUCUCUCGUAACCAAAGAAAGCCAAGUGAUUUCGGUUAUACAGCCUAUGGGCGUACCCAGGUAGGGGCAGGGGGGGGGGGCAGCUGCCCCCCCCCCCUAGAAGAUAAAAUAAACGUCAAUUUUCCUGGCAAGUGGGAAUUAAAAACGUGUUACCUACUCUGCGCAAAAUGAAGUGUUGGAAACAAAACAUCUUUUCAGUCAGAUAUUUUGAUUUUUUUAUCUAUAAUUAAAUAUUCUACAACAUUCGAUAUAAUAGCGCCGCAAUAUAAUUUAUAUCUUCCACGAAACCGUCGUAUCUCGUAGUUUCCGCUCCCGACGAGAUAAUCAGAGCCAUCUAGGAUUAAAGCCGAAUAUAAUUUGGAGAAAACAACGUCUAGCGCUGGCGCUAUCUAGUUACGGACGACGACACUCGACAGUGCUUUUUCCAGUAAAGAAGAACGUUCUAGCAUGGACUAUUCUGGAAAGUAGAGACAGUGAUAGCAAGUAUGAGACAAGGAUGGCAACAGAGUCGAGUAUUUUCUACGUAUUUCGGGAGCGAGAAUAUUUGAAUAUGUCGGAGAGCGGCUAUUCACUUUGUCAUUAGCGUUCACGGGCUUAGUGGGCGUCAUUGGGGCUUGAUACAGGCACAAAACCAAACAAUCACUCAAUCACUGUUCGUAUAGUUUUAAUUACGUUCUUUUAACAAAAACAAAAUAAAAAUGUUUCACACACACUUUACACUAAGGACACUUAAAUAACGUAACAACCGAGCAGUGGGUUCAAGGUACCAAUCUGACUUCACUGAACUACCGUAUCACCUUUCUAGAAAUGAACCGCUACGAUCUGUUCCUCGCCUUUAAAUAUGCGCAAAAACUACCUCCCACUUGUGAAAAUCAAGAUGGCGCCUCGACCCCACUCGAGGCACGUGCUCUGCUCUGAUUGGACGCGACAUAAAAUGAUUUAUUAGCGACUUUUAUUCAAUUACUAAGUUACUGAACAAUUCAAAAAUUGUAGUUAUUUGAAAUUAAAUUAAAUUAAGAUUUUAUAAAAUUAUUUAAAGUGUAAACAAUAGCCUUUUCACGCUUGGCAUUCAACAAUCAACCCUAUUCAUCACAUCCUCCGACACGGCCAUCCUGACCUAUCACACGUCCUCGUGUGAUGUUGAAGAACCAGCAUGCUCGCUGUCUGUAAAAAAAGAAAUGGUUCAUGUACAGUACAUCGGCCAAUCCUGACCACGCCAAAUGUUUUUUUUUUUCGUUACAGCUUCAUUCGAAAUAUUUGCUAUUCUAAUUGAAAUAAGCCUUACAAUUCAUCGUUACGUAUGGAAUCUGUACCCCAAGAACCUCACUGUUGAAUACUCAAUUAAGUACUUUCCAAACAGCCACUACGCCGUUACACUUAACAGCCACGUCUCCGUUACACUUAGCAACCACUUCACCGUUGCACUUAACAGCCACCUCGCCAUUGCACUAAACAGUCACCUCGCCGUUACACUAAACAGUCACCUCGCCGUUACACUUAACAGCCAACUCGCCCUUACACUUAACAUCCAACUCGCCCUUACAUUUAACAGCCAACUCGCCGUUACACUUAACAGUCACCUCACCGUUACACUUAACAGCCACCUCGCCGUUGCACUUAACAGACACUUCGCCGUUACACUUAACUAGACUCCUUGCUUAACAACAUUUUAAUGGCCUCCUCGCCUCUAUGGCGUCAUAGCAUAAACUUUACAACCACCACGCUACUCAAGUCUUACAAACAACUCAUUGUGCCAACACGCUAUACAUUUAAAUACUUCAAACACCCAUAUACAGUCUUUCUAUUUACCAACAAUCAGCCCCGGAAUCAAAGCAAAAUGAAAACUGCUCACCAAAUUAUAUGAUCACCCCAGUGACGGGUUUCACUCCGCAUACGUCCACUCGUUUUACACUGCUGGAUGUAACAGCAGACUGUAAGCUGCCGCUUGUAGCUGGCCAGGUUUUCGUGCAUCGUGAUGCGAUGUGACCCUCAACACCACGUCUGUAGCAGCUAACCGGGGGCCUCGUCGUAGCCGCAGCCGUAUUGUUGUCGUCAGAAGUCGAAGUUGAUUGCUGCUUGUCACGCGAAGGGCUGAAACAUUCAUAAGAUUUUUCAGAAGCAUAACAUUUUGUUGAAACCGUAAUUAACCUAGGGAAAUUGUUAUCUCGCAUGGCACUAGCAACGGUUUUUUAAUUCAUGAUAUCUCCGCUUGCGGUAAGAAUAUGCCAUAAGUUCAGUAGUCAUAUCUUCAGAAAAAAAUAUUUCGUUGUAACUGUGGCUCAGCCUGCCCCAUGUGUGCAAGUAUUACAGAUUAGGAAAAGCUAUUUGCGAAAACCAUGACGCGGCGGAACAUCUCAUAGCCCUACUAAGUAAAAGAAUAAGUUUACUUCCCUGUAUAUCACGAUCCGUUGCUUGCUGUUUUGUUGCACUUCAAACAAACAGAGCUUGCAAAACGUCGUUGACCCCGGUUGAAUCGUGCAUAUUUUGUGCCUGCACCGAUCCCGCUUCUGAUGUCGGAGAGCGGCUAUUCACUUUGUCAUUAGCGUUCACGGGCUUAGUGGGCGUCAUUGGGGCUUGAUACAGGCACAAAACCAAACAAUCACUCAAUCACUGUUCGUAUAGUUUUAAUUACGUUCUUUUAACAAAAACAAAAUAAAAAUGUUUCACACACACUUUACACUAAGGACACUUAAAUAACGUAACAACCGAGCAGUGGGUUCAAGGUACCAAUCUGACUUCACUGAACUACCGUAUCACCUUUCUAGAAAUGAACCGCUACGAUCUGUUCCUCGCCUUUAAAUAUGCGCAAAAACUACCUCCCACUUGUGAAAAUCAAGAUGGCGCCUCGACCCCACUCGAGGCACGUGCUCUGCUCUGAUUGGACGCGACAUAAAAUGAUUUAUUAGCGACUUUUAUUCAAUUACUAAGUUACUGAACAAUUCAAAAAUUGUAAUUAUUUGAAAUUAAAUUAAAUUAAGAUUUUAUAAAAUUAUUUAAAGUGUAAACAAUAGCCUUUUCACGCUUGGCAUUCAACAAUCAACCCUAUUCAUCACAUCCUCCGACAAAUAUAUAAGCGCGAUCGUGAGGCAGAGCAAGGCAAUUCAGUUCGAAAUUUCGAAUACAAUUCUAUUUAGUUCGGAGUUUAAUACGAGCGAAUAUUUAAUGCGCCAUAAUAGUGUCUUAUAGUUUAGUUGCGGCGACACGAGAUUUACGUUUACUGCGCAACAACUGGAAAGAUUUACUCCGUCAAAUGGAUAUCAGGAAUUUCUUUGAAAAAGGUGAGUCAAAACAAAACACAUAUGUAUGUACCUAAUAUGAUUAUUUGAUUUGUUUAAGGGGGGCUCUCUUGUAAGUGUAUAGGAAGUAAUUGAUAUUUGAAUGUGAUGUUUUUAAAGGUAUCUUAAUCUUUAUUUAUUACCACGUUUUUAUUAGGUCCGUUUCUUGUCUGUUUGUCUGUUCGGUACAAAUCUGGCAAUUGAUUUUAAACUAACUUCCCGAUUUCCAGAUGAGCUAGAGACUUGAAAUUUUGGCUGUAGGCUAGAAGUGGAUGACAAUACAAUAUAAGAUUGUUUUCUUGUCUAUUUGUCUGUUCGGUACAAAUCUUUCAAUUGAUUUUAAACCUACUUCCCGAUGAGCUAGAGACUUGAAAUUUUGACUGUAGGUCAGAAGUGGAUGACAAUACAAUAUUAGAUUGUUUUCUUGUCUGUCUGUUUGUUUGCUUGUUUUUUUGUUUGAAAGUUUAAAAAAAUACAUUUUUUAUGACUAAAAAGCAGAUCUUUUUAAUAUACUUACCACGUUUUUAAAACGGACUAAAAAGUAUAACGACAAACGUGGGGAGCAAGAAAAAAAAAUAAGAUAGGUAAUGAUAAAAAGUGUAAAAAGUACCAGUCGUUGAGAAAUCUCAUGUUAGAAGAGCUUUCUCAUUGACUGCUACUUUUUAUGCUUAAUUAUAAUUUAAAAUGCUUAGAUCAAUUUAUACGGCAUUAGAAAAUUUUAUUUUAUACUGUUUAGUCCGCUUUAAAAACGUGGUACAUAAUUUUUCUUUCGUUCUAUGCCUAAACACCGUAAGAGUAAUUAUGUUUGUGUAUCCUUUUUGUAGGGACAACACGGGAAAAAAGAAAAAAAGGUCUGGAAAGUAGCAGUGGAGGAAGCGAUGAAAAUGACAACCAUGAUAAAACCCAUGUUAUGCCAAGAUCAUUGCAUGAUAACAUUGGACAAACGACACAUUCUCCAGCAGAACCUGUAAAUAUAUCUGUUGCCGAUUAUUCUUCUCCAUCGACAUCCCAGCAAACUUAUGACGUCAACGUCGAUCCUGAAAUUAUAGUGGACGAUGGCUAUCAUGAAAAUGAUCCGGGUCGUUAUGUUGGGUUGGCUGCUCAGCUAUCGACGGAAAAGAAAAGGGAAUUGUUACAACAUCCUUGGAUCCCGCCCAGAAAUUAUAAUUAUGAAAGUGAUGCAAGCCAUUUGAAAAGGAAAUUUAAUAAUGCUUGGUUGGAUCAAUAUGCACCAUGGCUAGUAUAUUCCAAGCGACUAAAAGGCGCUCUUUGUAAGCAUUGUGUUUUGUUCCCUCCGCCCAUCAGUACUGUGAGAGGAAUUUUGGGAUCAUUUAUGGUCAGGCCAUAUAUAAAGUUCAAAAAUAUCCAUGAAGACUGCCGAAAGCAUGCAACGACCAACCUUCACCUAACAGCGACAAAUGCUGCAAAAAAAUCUUGAAAAUGUUCCUGUAGACAUCCAACUGCAAAGUGGACACCAAUAAGCAAUCGAUGAAAACUGGUGUGGCGUGUAAAUAGCCAACCACUGAAUGCGGGUUUGACAAUAUACGUAUGUGCGGCGGGUGAAUUAUUAUGUACGAGCUGCUUAGACACAAAGAAUCAUCAACAAUGAAACAAGUGGAAAUUGAAUAAGCGCAAUGUCACCAACGACUCACCUGGAUGUCUCUCUGCCUCCUUAUCGGGCUUGCUGGCGUGGGCACAGCCGAUGCAGCUCCUUUUUUCUUCCUCUGGGUGCGGUUGAAAUCUUCUACGCGAUUUUCGAGAUAAUUACGCGCUGCGUAUUACUUUGUUUGCGUACGACCUAUCUGCACGGAAUCUAACACAGCAGAGAGCGGCCCUUGGAAAAUGACGAGCCAACAACCGUUAUUAAGUUCGCGUACCCGCGCAUAACAAUAUUCGCAGUACCCACAUAUCUGCCAUCUGGACAGGUUCGCAGAUCGAACACUAGGUGGCGUCAGCGAGCAUAUUGCAAAUUCAAAAGCCAAAUGCGAACAUUGUUGAUGUAAAAAAUUCACACAUAAUAAAACGCCCAACCAAAAACAGACAAAUAUUGUCAUCAAUUAUUUCUUGUGUAGUAUUUUGCGGUACACAUGAUAUGCCUCUUAGGGGAAAACAAGCAGAUGAGGGCGUUUUAUUAGAUUUAUAUAUUUAAAGUUGAGAAUCAAUUCAGGGGACGACAAAUUAAAGAGUCACCUGGAAAAGUGCCGUCGCAAUGCAGUUUACACAUCGCCAAAAAUACAAAACGAAUUGAUUAAUUUAUGUGGCGAAGUUAUUAAGGAGAAUAUAAUAAGUGAGGUUCAGAAGACCAUGGCUUACGCAGUCUUAGCUGAUGAAACAGCAGACGUAACUGGGAAAGAACAGCUAUCAAUAGGCGUGCGGUUCUACGACGAAAACAAAAGGAAAAUCAGAGAAGAAUUUGUAGGAUUCGUUGAACUAGCAAUCGCCGAAGCAAUUGACAAUUUCUUGAUUAGUUCUAACCUCCCAUCAGAAGAUUGUGUAGGGUUUGGAUUCGAUGGCUGUUCUACAAUGGCAGGGAAAGAGGGUGGCGUACAAGCCAUUUUGAGAAAAAAAUAUCCUCGUGCUUUAUAUUUUCAUUGCUCAAGUCACAAACUCAACCUUGUUGUGAAUGAUGCGAACGCAGUGCCAGAAAUUAGAAAUACUGUCGCCACUAUUAAGGAUGUUAUAACGUUUUUCAGAGAGUUGACUACUCGUCGAAACUACGCUCCAAACCUAUCACGAUUGUGUGAGACGAGAUGGUGCGAAAAAUAUAAAUCAAUCAGAAAGUUUUCUCAACAUUUUCCAGAGCUUGUGAAAUCUCUAGAAACGUUAUCCGUAGAGGGAAAUUAUGCCACCAGAAAAUCUGCAUAUCCGUUGCAUUCAGUCGUUACAAACCCAGUGUUUAUUGCUCCUCUACAAACAAUAGCCAAAUAUUCAGCAGUUUUAGAACCAGUAUUUAACGCACUGCAAGCUAAAUCGAUCGACAUGAUCUCGGUGGGGGCACACAUCAAAAAUAUCAAGGACAUUCUCAGAAAUGACCGCGAGUUUCCUGAUAAAAUAAGUAAUGAAAUGCUUCAAAAAGCGCGAGCUGUUGCAAUAGAUUUGAACAUAGAAAUUUCGGUUCCACGUCUUGCUCAUAAGCAAACACAUAGAAGUAAUCCGCCAUCUGACAAUGAUAACGAAUAUUGGCGGCGUUCUCUGAUAAUACCAUACAUUGAUUCACUCAUUUCAUCGUUGAAUAUUCGAUUCUCCCAAGAAAAUACUCCGGCGUUUGCUUUAAGUAAGCUACAUACCUUGUAUAUGACCAAAACCAGCAUUAUAGACUUACACAAAAAUGCCGAAUCAUUCCACGAAUUUUAUAACCUGGAUAUCACUGGAGAACUGAACCUUUGGCAUAAUUUAUGGAUGAAGAAUACUUUAUCAGAUGAUCAAUUAAGGGAUAUAGAAGUAGUUGAUCUGUUCAACGAAGCCAAUAUUUUUUACCCUGCUGUCAGAAAGGCAUUGAUUAUUUUAAGCACUAUCCCAUGCACCACGGCGACCGUAGAACGGUCCUUCAAUACGCUUCGAAAGGCUUACGGGUUUAUGUCUGAUGAGCGUACAUCGCAAUUAUUUAAAAGAAAACAGUGAGUUUAUUCAAAAGACUGUCUUAGACAAAUUUUCGGCGGCAAAUCCGAGAAGAUUACUUUUAAAUUAAUAUAUGUGUAUUAUGAUUAUUAUAUAUAUUUAAUAUUUUGUUUUGUGUCAUAAUCAAACUAAUUAUUAAAAGUCAAUUUUCAUGAUUUUUUGUUUCAAUAUACCCGACCGACCAUCUUCUCGAAACAGGUAUGAGCUGCCCCCUCCUAGCUGAAGAAGCUCCUGGGUACGCCCUUGAUACAGCCAUAUCUUCAGUAGCUUUAUUAUUUUUGUUAUGUUUAUGUUAUAACCAUAUUUUAAAUUUUUAGUAUAUCACACCUUAUAAUGUGUUUAUGGAGGUGUUUGGCGAAAAAUGUAUGGCAAUAGACUUUAUGAUGUCGCCUACCAUCUAUAAUAAUUUGUCUUAGCACAUUUGCAUGUCGUGAAAAUGAUAAUAUAGUUGUGGAUAUUAAUACCACAGUGUAAUAAAAAAAAAUGAUUUAUUUAUCGAUCUUUACAAAGUAGAUUUGUUUUGAUGUUAUAAAAACAACUACGAUCAGUCUUUGGCUGAAUGUUACUACACCCAUAGCCAUUAAAAAUGAUUCGUAUGUUUUUCAAACCGGUAAAAUUAAAAGUCCUUUUUAAAAUGAAAAUAUUAUACAAAGGUGUCCGUUAAAAUCUAAUGACUGUAAAUUAAAGUAUAAAUUACGCCAAGAAUUACCAUAUGUCAAUAUUUUUUUUGCAUUUGGGCCAAUUUGAGCAAUCUCCUUUACUUUAUAUAUUAUUGAAAAAUAAGCUGUUAAAAAGGAACAUUCUUACGACAACACUUAUUUUGCACUAGUGAAGUGCCAGUGUAGACUGUAGUUUUUGUAUACACUUUUGUCAUAUUAUUUUAAAACCUUCCUUCAAUAAGUAAUCAAAUGGAUGGUGAAACUGCUUGAAAAUCCUUUACGUGGAAAAGAAUUAUUGGAAAACAGACAGACGCGGAAAGCGACUUUACUAUGUAGAUAUAUUAGAACUUGAAAGCUCAGUGCGUCAUCCAUUUUUUUUAUAAUUAUAAGAAUGUAAACGAUAUCGUUUGUUUGAAUCUCAAAAAGGUUGUUUUUUUACUUUUGCGUUAAAUUGAUAUGACCUUAGAUUACACUCUGUAAAGGAAUGUACCUGAAGUAUUUUAGAAAAAGACAUUUUGACCAUCGGAAAUGAAGACUCAAUAUCAUUAGAGACAUUUAUAAAAUGUAUGCUUCAUUUAUUAGGUCAGUCAGAUGUGAAGCCAGUGACAGCAACUAAGUACUUUAAUUAAAAGUUAAUUGUCAUGUUACUUAAAAAUACAUCAGAAUAGAAAGUCUUUUUCCUGAUCGUCGAAAUAGUACCUAGUUUGGUAACAAUACUUUGUUUAAUUUAUAACUCGUACACAGGAGUUUUCGAAAAAUAAUAUAAGAAGUGUUUAUUACUACCCUCUAAAAUUACUUCAGGAUCAUAAAAUAACUUGAGACUGAUUCGUAUCCUCUUUCGGGUUUAUUAGUGCUUUAAGUUUUUUCUUUUAAUUAUUAUAACAUGUGCCAUAAAAUAACAACAAAUCAUAAACCUGGCGGUAGUUUUAUGAAAACAGCAUUAGAAAAUAUCGAUUCAUAAAUCCGGUGCUUUUAUUGUUGUAAUUUAACUAAAUUUAAGGUAUUCUGUGUAUUUAUGACACCUGUAGCGCUGUGCUUAUGGUGCAAAUUAAUGUACCCCGUGCCUUUAUUUUGAAUGCGGUUAAUGCGCUUUAUUAGCCGAUUGCUUAUUACAUAAGGCGGGUGAUCGGCCGGCCUCGCGCGGUCGUCGCGUGCGUUCACCGAACAUGCAUAUUCAAAUUCACUAAUAAUGCAUUAAUGCCUUAUUUUGGCGAACAUUAACGUCAGAUAUCUGCGCCGGCGCCAAUGUAAGUAAUUAUCAAAGUUAAAUAUCAAAGUCCGCCGGUGCCCUUUAUUAAUCUUGAAUUUUACGACAAAAAGUCAGUAUGCAUUCUAUAUAAUGUUUAUGGUGUGAGGCAAGUUUGACGUUUUUAUCUUGACAAAAUUACCUAGUAUAAAAAUUUACGCUGAUACUGUUCGUUCUCAAUUGGUUAUCGAGUGCAGUAAUGGCAAUCUUGGGCAAUCUUUUUCUUAACAAGCGAAUACGCAAAAUACAAAUUGUAUUUUAUUAGUCUGAUCUGUAAUAAAUAAACAAUCGAAAUGGAAAAUAUCGCUUACUGAAAUUAUAGUAGUGCGUAAGUUUAAGUAUCUACUUUAUAUUCAACUUGUUACAUUUUUCUGAAUAUGUAAAUGGAGAAAAUAAAUCUGUUUGUCUUAGGUA